This is a messenger RNA of Rhizophagus irregularis DAOM 181602=DAOM 197198, 2615 nucleotides long. RefSeq lists its product as uncharacterized. Gene Ontology annotation, molecular function: protein binding. The record is from RefSeq and is a predicted model, not a curated record. Lineage: Eukaryota; Fungi; Glomeromycota; Glomeromycetes; Glomerales; Glomeraceae.
AAUUUUCUUCCUUUAAAUAUUCAAUUGUUCUCUUUCACCCAAAAAUGUAGAAAAUGGGGUAUGUUGCAGGGGAAUUUCAAGAUCUAUCUACGACAAUCACCUGCAGCUCCUCAGCCAAUCCAAUUUGAACGAAAAUAAUGACAAAAUGUUCAAAUGUUUGUUAUACCAAGUUUAGAGCCCCCGUUAAAAGAAAUUUUACUUUUUUACUUUUUGGUUCACUUUUCUUCAAGCCAAAAAACCACCUUUGUCCAUUCGUUCUUUAUUUGUAAUAUAGUUUCAACACAAACUUUAAAAAGUAAUAAUAACAAAACCCAACAAAAUAAGGUUUCUCAUAUACUUGAAACUUGCAAAUAUUUUUGCAAGGAGCUAUUUAUAAAAAAUACAAUAGUAACUUCCUAUUCAUUGGUUUACCAUAUGACUUCAAACCUUGUCAAAGAAGAUAAUAUAGCAGAUAUCGAAUUUACACAGUUGCUUGAAGAUUUUAGCUUAGCUUCCAACCUGGAUAAUAUUAGUUCUAAUCACGCUGCAACGUCAACAACAGCAGCUCAACAAAAUCGAACUUCACCAUUCACUAUGUCUCCUCUCCUCACCUUAACUCAAAAGGAGAGUGGGAACACGAGAGAUUACAUUAACGAUAUUGUUUCUUCGUCCGUUUAUCCUCCACCCGCACAGGAUCCUCAAAGGGUAUUACGUCAAAUGAUGAGCCUUUGUAAACAUAUUUAUUCAAGAGGUUUAAUUGAAGGAAGCGGAAGUGAUGUAACAAUUAAGGCAUUUGAUAAAGACUAUCAUUUACAUAGAAUCAUUCUUUAUCAAAAUUCAUAUUUUUCCGUUUUACUCGAAGGUCCGUGGAAAGAAAGUGGGCAAAAAGAUAUAGAACUUCGAUUUGAUGAUGAAAACAUCACACGUGAUGCAUUUGAAAUAGCACUAGGACGUUUAUAUGGUAGAUUAGAUGAAGUUAUUUUACCUUCACAGGUACUGAGUCUUCUCGCUACUGCAUCUUUCCUUGACCUCCAAGAUUUAUGUGAAAUGUGUGUUGAGGUGAUAUUAAGAGAUAUUAAAGAAGAUACUGUGGUACAUUAUUUAACUUUUGCAACUUCACAUUUUUAUGGUACACAUUCAGAAAAGAUUACGGAAUCAUGUUUUACUUAUCUAUGUAGGGAAGGAUAUGAUAAUUUGAGGCUUAGGCCUGCUUUUUUGACAUUGCCCGCUGAAUGGCUUAAGAGGGUGAUUGAAAGUGAUGCAUUCUGGGUACCUAGUGAAUAUGAAAGGUAUUUGUUUGCAAGGGAUGUUGUUAGUAAAAGAAGGAAGAUUGCGGCAGAACAAAAAAGACAUAAUUUAGUGUCUUCUUCACUAGUGAAUUACACAGAUUUAAGUAAUUUAUCUUCGGACAUUUCUUUUCCCACUUCUCCCACAUCACCAACAAUUACAAAUUCUCCCAUUAAAGCAAAAAGAUUUCCAGAUUCGACAUUCUCUUAUCACACAAGAAGGUCUGCAUCAGUUAGCACAUUAAGUUCCAUAUGUUCAUCAAAUUCUCUGCAGGCUGAAAGCGAUGAAGCAAUUUAUACUGCUAUAUUCACUUAUGCAAUAUAUUAUGCUCACAUGGCCUUUGAAGAAUUAACUGCAAUUUCACAUGAUUGUGACAGUAUAACAAAUGUCCCAUUAGCUCCAGAUUAUAUAUUAAAGGACGCUCUAUGGCAUCAAAUAGAUUUGCGUAAUAAGAUUGAAAACGCUGCUGAAACUGAUGUAACAUUGGGCAUAUCUUCUUCCGAAAUACCUCCUAGUUCGACUGGAGUUCAUUUUGAAAUCCCAUCGGACGAUACUACACAUAUAGGAGAAGCAUUGACCGGUUUAGAGGACAUGAUUGGAGGUGGAACGAAAGCAAUGAAGGAUGGCGAAGGUAGAGGAAGUGUGGAAUAUUCAUUAUUCGCUCCUUUCAGAUUCAGUGUUGAAUUUGCGGAUGUCGCGAAAUUAAAAGAAAAACAGCGAGUUUAUUCAGGAACAAAAUUUUAUGCAGGAUCUAAUUGGAAUAUGUAUAUUCAGAAAAUAAAAACUCCCCGUAAAGGUAUACAACUUGGAGUAUAUUUGCACCGUCAUUCAAUGCCUGAUCCAAGUUCAUCUUGUGGAAAUAAUACAAAUUCUUCUACAAUGGUGAAUGGAUCAUCCACCAAUAAGAGUUCACCAUCAUCAUCACCAGGAACCGAAGAAAGAUAUCGUCAAACUAUUCACAUGAAAAUUAAUAACGAAAAAAGUUUUUCAAGAUAUGCUGAUAAGAGAAAAACGGUUAGAACUUGGUUCAAAAUUUUUUGUCCUGCCAGAGGUCCUAGCCAUGUUUUAACCCAGUUCCAGAGUAGUCCUGAUAAUUUUGCAUUAAUGCAAAGUUGGGGAUGGCGAAGUUCGAGUCUCUGUCAAGAUGAUUAUCUUUUGGACGUUCGUGAUUUUGAUAGUUCAUCAUCAUCAAUAACUAAUAAUUCUUCUUCAACAUUAAAAUUUUCUGUUGUAAUGGGACAUGUAUAAAAUAUGAAAUAUGGUUAGAUUAUAGUUAUCACUUUUUUAUAAAAAUAUAUAAUUUAUAAAUAUCUUAGUUUAAAUAGAAAUCAAUUUUUUUUUAAUUGUAU